AAUUCCUUUGUCUUUUCCUGAAGUAGAAAGUGUUCUUGUUACAGUCUUGUCAGUGCUGCUAAUGUGAGGUGGGCCAGCUUUUGUUUCUCAGAAGAAAAGACAGAUUCAAGGACCACAGUACAGCUAUGGAUAGUGAACCAAACCCUGGAACAUCUUCUGGGUCGACAACAACCAGUAGCACCACCACGACCACCAUCACCACUUCCUCCUCUCGAAUGCAGCCACCACAGAUCUCUGUCUACAGUGGCUCAGACCGACAUGCUGUACAGGUAAUUCAACAGGCAUUGCAUCGCCCCCCGAGCUCAGCCGCUCAGUACCUUCAGCAAAUGUAUGCAGCUCAACAGCAGCACUUAAUGCUGCACACUGCAGCUCUUCAGCAGCAGCACUUAAGCAGCUCCCAGCUUCAGAGCCUUGCUGCCGUUCAGGCAAGUUUGUCCAGUGGAAGACCAUCUACAUCCCCCACAGGAAGUGUCACACAACAGUCAAGUAUGUCCCAGACAUCUAUCAACCUCUCCACUUCUCCUACACCUGCACAGUUAAUAAGCCGUUCCCAGGCUUCCAGUUCUACCAGCGGCAGUAUUACCCAACAGACUAUGUUACUAGGGAGUACCUCCCCUACCCUAACUGCAAGCCAAGCUCAAAUGUAUCUCCGAGCUCAAAUGCUGAUUUUCACACCCGCUACCACUGUGGCUGCUGUACAGUCUGACAUUCCUGUUGUCUCGUCGUCAUCGUCAUCUUCCUGUCAGUCUGCAGCUACUCAGGUUCAGAAUUUAACAUUACGCAGCCAGAGGUUGGGUGUGUUAUCUAGCUCACAGAAUGGUCCACCAAAAAGCACUAGUCAUACUCAGUCAUUGACAAUUUGUCAUAACAAAACAACAGUGACCAGUUCAAAAAUCAGCCAACGAGAUCCUUCUCCAGAAAGUAAUAGGAAAGGAGAAAGUCCAAGUCUGGAAUCACGAAGCACAGCUGUCACCCGGACAUCAAGUAUUCACCAGUUAAUAGCACCAGCUUCAUAUCCUCCAGUUCAACCUCAUCCUCUAAUAAAACAUCAGCAGAUUCCUCUUCAUUCACCACCUCCCAAGGUUUCCCAUCAUCAGCUGAUACUACAACAGCAGCAACAGCAAAUUCAGCCAAUCACACUCCAAAAUCCAACUCAAGAUCCACCCCCAUCCCAGCACUGUAUACCACUCCAAAAUCAUGGCCUUCCUCCAGCUCCUAGUAAUGCCCAGUCGCAGCAUUGUUCACCAAUUCAGAGUCAUCCCCCUCCUUUAACAAUGUCUCCUAGCCAUUCACAGUCAGCACAGCAGUCUGUAGUGGUGUCUCCUCCACCACCUCAUUCACCAAGUCAGUCUCCUACUAUAAUUAUUCAUCCACAAGCACUUAUUCAGCCACACCCUCUUGUGUCAUCAGCUCUUCAGCCAGGGCCAAACUUGCAGCAGUCCACUGCUAAUCAAGUGCAACCAACAGCACAGCUGAAUCUUCCAUCUCAUCUUCCACUUCCAGCUUCCCCUGUUGUACACAUUGGCCCAGUUCAGCAGUCAGCCUUAGUGUCCCCAGGUCAGCAGAUUGUGUCUCCAGCAUCACACCAGCAAUAUUCAACCUUGCAGUCCUCUCCAAUCCCAAUUGCAACCCCUCCACAGAUGUCAACAUCUCCUCCAGCUCAGAUUCCACCACUGCCCUUACAGUCUAUGCAGUCUUUACAAGUGCAGCCUGAAAUUCUGUCCCAGGGCCAGGUUUUGGUACAGAAUGCUUUGGUGUCAGAAGAGGCGCUUCCAGCUGCAGAAGCUUUGGUCCAGUUGCCAUUUCAGACUCUUCCUCCUCCACAGACUGUUGCGGUAAACCUACAAGUACAACCACCAGCACCUGUUGAUCCACCAGUGGUUUAUCAAGUAGAAGAUGUGUGUGAAGAAGAAAUGCCAGAAGAGUCAGAUGAAUGUGUCCGCAUGGACAGAACCCCACCACCACCCACAUUGUCUCCAGCAGCUAUAACUGUGGGGAGAGGGGAAGAUUUGACUUCUGACCAUCCUUUGCUAGAGCAAGUGGAAUUACCUGCUGUGGCAUCAGUCAGUGCUUCAGUAAUUAAAUCUCCUUCAGAUCCUUCACAUGUUUCUGUUCCUCCUCCUCCACUCUUACUUCCGGCUGCUACCACAAGAAGUAAUAGUACAUCUAUACCCAGUAGCAUUCCCAAUAUAGAAAACAAACCUCCACAGGCCAUUGUUAAACCACAGAUCUUGACCCAUGUUAUUGAAGGCUUUGUGAUUCAGGAGGGAUUGGAGCCAUUUCCUGUGAGUCGUUCAUCUUUGCUAAUAGAACAGCCUGUGAAAAAAAGACCUCUUUUGGAUAAUCAGGUGAUAAAUUCUGUGUGUGUUCAGCCAGAGCUACAGAAUAAUACAAAGCAUGCGGAUAAUUCAUCUGACACAGAGAUGGAAGACAUGAUUGCUGAAGAGACAUUAGAAGAAAUGGACAGCGAGUUGCUCAAGUGUGAAUUCUGUGGGAAGAUGGGAUAUGCUAAUGAAUUUCUGCGGUCAAAACGAUUCUGCACUAUGUCAUGUGCCAAAAGGUACAAUGUUAGCUGUUCUAAAAAAUUUGCACUUAGUCGUUGGAAUCGUAAGCCUGAUAAUCAAAGUCUUGGGCAUCGUGGCCGUCGUCCAAGUGGCCCUGAUGGGGCAGCAAGAGAACAUAUCCUUAGGCAGCUUCCAAUUACUUAUCCAUCUGCAGAAGAAGACUUGGCUUCUCAUGAAGAUCCUGUGCCAUCUGCUAUGACAACACGUCUGCGCAGGCAGAGUGAGCGGGAAAGAGAGCGUGAGCUCCGGGAUGUAAGAAUUAGGAAGAUGCCUGAGAACAGUGACUUGCUACCAGUUGCACAGACAGAGCCCUCUAUAUGGACAGUUGAUGAUGUCUGGGCCUUCAUCCAUUCUUUGCCUGGCUGCCAGGAUAUUGCAGAUGAGUUCAGAACACAGGAGAUUGAUGGACAGGCCCUUCUCUUGCUAAAAGAAGACCAUCUUAUGAGUGCAAUGAAUAUCAAACUAGGCCCAGCCCUAAAGAUCUGUGCACGAAUCAAUUCUCUGAAGGAAUCUUAACAGGAUCCCGAGGCUUUGAGAUAACAGCAGUUUUACUCUUGAACUUGUAAGGUAAAGGCUCAGGUUGGCCUAGAAUAUUAUCACUGUUUGUGGUGGAUAGCCAAGCACAUUGGGAUCUCCACAUCAAAAGCUGACAUUUCUUCUACAGAUACACAUUUUCAUAAUUAGCCAACAUUGGUGAAAUUAAUUUUACAGGUGACACACAACAUUGAAAAGACUUAUUAUAGAGGGCCAUGAUAUUUUUCAAAGAAACGUGUUAUAGUAGAUACUUUUUAAAAAAGUAAUGUUUAUCAUUAAUAUAAAGAAUCCUUUUAAAAGUAAUUUAAUGAUUUACAUUUCUCCUCUUUUGAUUCAGUUCAGUUUUGUUAUACAUUUUUCUACCCUAUAAGUUUUCCAUAGGUUGUCAUGAGAGAUAAUUUAGGAAUAAUUUAGGAGUCCAGUGACUGGAAUUGUAUGCAAUGAGGUAUCAGUGUGCAUUUAAAAAACUCAUGUCUGUUAGAAAGUUGCUUUGUCUAUAAAAAAGGAUUACAUUCUAGCAAGAAUAAUACUGAUCUGGAAGUCAGAAGCAUUGGUUUCUAUUCCAAACUUGACCAAAAAUUUGGUGUAGCUGAGAAAGUUUUCUUUUUUGUUUUUGUACAGGUAGCAGUGGUUCUCCAGGAGAUCAGUUUUGCUGCCCAGGGGACAUUUUGGUUGUCAUAACUUGGGGGGAUGAGGGAGGGGUGCUGUUGGUAUCUGACACAGGAAGGACAGGUAUAUAUUGCUUCAUAUCCUACAAUUCACAGGACAGCCCUCCAAAACAGUCAUAUGGUCCAAAAUGUCAGUGGUACCAAGGUUGAGAAACUGAUGUAAGAGUGAUAAAUGUUUCUCUUUUUCACCCAAAUUGAUACAUUAUACAAUGGAAAUAUUUCAGAUAGCAUCAGUGUUCUGCUGAAGUAUUUUUCCCAGUGUAUGCACACUAGAAAAAGGGGGGAAAUCCAUUAAAUUGGCUGAUAAAAUAAGUACUAGCAUACAAAUAAUUUUACAAAUAUAUUGAUUCAUAUUAAUUAUCUUUCAUAUCUCUCUGCUCCUCUGUACUGAUGAAGGCAUAAUCUGAUUGUACCUUAUGAACCAGUGUACAUACAACUUUUGCCAACAAGACGUUUGUAGCAGAUACUUGUAUUUGGUCUUUGGCGUUUUUCUAAUGUCGAACAUGCUGGGUCUGGCUGGAAAGCAUAUUCCUUUUUCCUGACUAAACCCUUGCAUGUUUCCUGCAGAGCACUUACCACAUUGUAUCUCUUGGAUAAUGAGAUCUAAUUUUGUAUGUACAUGUUUUAGGGGGGAAAAUUUUAAAGCAAAACCUUUCACUGAACAGUUAGUGAUCUAUUAUAAUUACGACACAAAAACAAAAUUAUUGUGGGAGCCUGAGAGCUUUAUAGUCCUGGACAUCAAAAGUUUGUUUUAAUCUUUUUUUAAAAUCUUAUCUUUACCAUACAAUGGAAAUGUUUUAAUAAUUGAGGGAACAUACAUCGAUAUUUGGCAAAAGUGGGAAAGAGUCCAUGGGUUUCAGUCAUUGUCACUGCUCUUUUUCAAAAAGAUUGUGUUGAGCUAGUAGAAGACUAAAGAUGUCACUGAAGACGUCACAGAUAUUUAUCUUUUGGCUUUGUGUAUAUUAGAGAAUGUUGAUUAUUUUUAUACAAAAAUACAGCGGGUAAUUUUUUUAA
Messenger RNA from Molossus molossus (Pallas's mastiff bat), 4780 nucleotides. It is a transcript of the gene PHC3, whose product is annotated as polyhomeotic homolog 3. Lineage: Eukaryota; Metazoa; Chordata; Mammalia; Chiroptera; Molossidae. The transcript has 15 exons. The record is from RefSeq and is a predicted model, not a curated record. Gene Ontology annotation, molecular function: protein binding; zinc ion binding. Gene Ontology annotation, cellular component: nucleus; PRC1 complex. Bases 126 to 3080 code for a protein of 984 amino acids.